GUUAAAACAUGACAUCUGAGUAUCGUCCAAGAAUUAUUGUGAAUGGAACAAGAAGAACAAGAACGUUCCAUUACUUCUAUUGCCGUCAUUGCAGCCGCACCAUUAGGCUCCGAAACUAUGGUCUAUAUGGUCCUAUAUGUCCUCUCUGUUCCAGAGAGAUCAAUCUCCACGAUGAGCUUGACAUUAUGAGGCUAAACCGGCCUUAUUGGGAUACCGAUACCGAUUGGAUCACUCUCCAUCUUGUCAACUCAACGAGAAGCAACCGGCACAAUCAUGAACUAGUUAAUACCGAUGAUGAGUUCGCUGAUGUCUUGCCUAACGAACGUGUCGGUCCACCACCGGCCUCUCCAUCCGCCAUUGAGGCUGUAAAUACGGUGACGAUCUCGGAAGAAAAUUUGGCAAAAGAGAAGGUUUGUGCGAUAUGCAAGGAGGAGUUUGAAGUUGGAGAGGAAGGAAAAGAGUUGAAAUGUUUGCAUUUGUACCAUCCAAGCUGCAUUGUGUCUUGGUUGAAUAUUCAUAAUACUUGUCCCAUUUGUCGCUUUGUGGUUAACUUAGGCGUUUCCCAUAGUCACGUUGAUGGAGAAGGGUCUCACAACCUCGGCAAUGGUCGAUCAAAUCGCAUUCGAACUAGGGUUUGUUCUUUGUGGCCUCUCCGAAUGAUGUUUGAUUGGGUACAUAAUCUCCUCGAUGUAAGAAUAACAAACACUUGAAAAACAUCAAAGAUAUUGCGAACAAGAAUAUUGUAUGAAAAUAGUAAUUAUAUAUAGACUAAAAUUAGGUUAAUUAUGAGAGACUGGAGUAAAUAUAUACAUCAAGAAGAAAAUAAAAUCAAGAGGCAACGAGGAUUAAAGGCGAAAAGAGGCGUUUAUAGAUUUUUCGUGAAACAAAACUCUGACUAUAUUUUAUGUAAAUAUAUCGUCAAAUUAUUAUCAUUGAUUCCUUUGGAAGUUGUACGUAACUCGUGUAAAUAAAAUUAAGA
This is a messenger RNA of Brassica oleracea var. oleracea, 979 nucleotides long. RefSeq names its product E3 ubiquitin-protein ligase ATL59. Gene Ontology annotation, molecular function: zinc ion binding; ubiquitin protein ligase activity. Gene Ontology annotation, biological process: protein ubiquitination. The transcript has 2 exons. Lineage: Eukaryota; Viridiplantae; Streptophyta; Magnoliopsida; Brassicales; Brassicaceae. The record is from RefSeq and is a predicted model, not a curated record. Gene Ontology annotation, cellular component: cytoplasm. Bases 9 to 710 code for a protein of 233 amino acids.